Phragmites australis (common reed) is the source of this 1833-nucleotide messenger RNA. RefSeq names its product eukaryotic translation initiation factor 6-2-like. The transcript is spliced from 8 exons. Bases 962 to 1699 code for a protein of 245 amino acids. Gene Ontology annotation, biological process: cytosolic ribosome assembly; ribosomal subunit export from nucleus; maturation of LSU-rRNA. Gene Ontology annotation, molecular function: ribosomal large subunit binding. NCBI's taxonomy places the organism in Eukaryota, Viridiplantae, Streptophyta, Magnoliopsida, Poales, Poaceae. Gene Ontology annotation, cellular component: nucleolus; cytosol; preribosome, large subunit precursor. The record is from RefSeq and is a predicted model, not a curated record.
GCCAUGGCAACACGGAGCGAUCUGGAGGAAGACGAAGCUCCAGGAGCAUAAAGGAAGCCGCUCUUCGUAUCACAACUGAACAGCCAAAGACGAACUAUGGCCACACCGCGGGGUUGGACAUUGUCGGUAGCCACCACAAUCGAGAACAGCCAGAUAUUGGCCUUGGAGGGCCCUGCUGGACCGUGCAGAGGUGAAGCACCUCCCCGCGCACCGGACACGACGCUUUUGCUGCACAGUCUUUGGCAUCACCGAUCGAGGCGCUCCCGCCGAUUGGAUUCCGGCAGGGAUGACAAGGAGCUCCCGGUUCACCAUGGACGCGCCCGUGCUGCCACCACGUUCGUCCGCUGCUUGAGCGGAAGCGAGAACCUCGACGAACAUUGCCAACCACCGCACCAGGGAACCCUUGGCCUCGGUGGUCACCACGCAACCCACGGCUUGAGCACCGGCACUGGCACCAUGCCACCUCAUCAGCCACCACGCCAGCCAAUGACCCCCUCUCCGAGGAUGGUGCUUGCGAGUUCGUAGCCGAAUCUGAUACAAAAGCCGAUGUCAUCCGAGGCCAGGAGAAUUCUAUCGGAACCUGCUCAGUCGGUGGUGGGUCGGCAGCCCAGGCCCAUCGUCGACGUUGGCCGGCCAUUACCAUAACACGGCCCACCCUCGACUCCACCGCGGCGCAGCAGUGCGGUGCGGUGCGGCGCGGCGCAGCGCGUGAAGUGCAACACAUAAGCCACGCCACGCUCCCGCUCGUGACGCAUAGGCUCGAUCGCAACGCAACCCUAACGCUCAGCGCCUCCGAAGGAUCCGGCCAUUCCCCAAUUCCACACCCGCCCAGAGCCGCCACCGCCCCAUUAUUCUCCCAUCCUCUCCUCACUAGACCAGCGCCGGCGCACCACCCAUCCGUUCGCCUCCUAGAAGAACAGCCGGUGCGUGUUAGUAGUCUGCUGCGAAAGGGGAAUCAAUCAUGGCGACCCGUAUUCAGUUCGAGAAUAAUUGUGAAAUUGGUGUUUUCUCCAAGCUGACAAAUGCCUACUGCCUGGUAGCAAUUGGAGGGUCAGAGAACUUCUACAGUGCGUUUGAGUCUGAUCUAGCAGAUGUCAUUCCUGUGGUCAAGACCUCUAUAGGUGGUACUAGAAUAAUCGGGCGACUCUGUGUUGGAAACAAGAAUGGACUUCUGUUGCCUCAUACUACCACUGACCAAGAGCUUCAGCAUCUGAGGAACUGCUUGCCUGAUCAAGUUGUUGUUCAGCGUAUCGAUGAAAGGCUGUCUGCUCUUGGCAAUUGUGUAGCCUGCAAUGACCAUGUUGCGCUUACACACCCUGACCUUGACAAGGAAACUGAGGAGUUUAUUGCAGAUGUGCUUGGUGUUGAGGUGUUCCGGCAGACUAUUGCAGGAAAUAUCCUUGUGGGGAGUUACUGUGCGUUCUCCAACAGGGGUGGCUUGGUCCAUCCUCAUACAUCCAUUGAAGACCUUGAUGAACUGUCCACGCUCCUGCAAGUUCCUCUCGUCGCUGGAACCGUGAACAGAGGCAGCGAGGUCAUUGCUGCGGGCAUGACAGUGAAUGAUUGGACCGCCUUCUGUGGCUCAGACACGACGGCCACCGAGCUCUCGGUCAUCGAGAGCGUCUUCAAGCUGAGAGAAGGGCGGCCCACUGCGAUUGUUGACGACAUGAGGAAAUCUCUGAUAGACAGCUAUGUGUAACUGAGGUCCUGCAGAUGUGGGUCUCGAGUGUUUACUGCACUAAGAUAUGCGACGGGCUGUCUGUAGCAAAACUCGCAACAAUUAUGUUUGGUGGUGUAUCCUUGGCAACAGUAUGGGAAGUUAGACUUUUCGCU